Chara braunii is the source of this 1702-nucleotide messenger RNA. The record is from the annotation of a GenBank genome assembly. NCBI's taxonomy places the organism in Eukaryota, Viridiplantae, Streptophyta, Charophyceae, Charales, Characeae.
CUGAACUGGCUGAUGCUGCCAAGGAUAACCCCGGGUUGAAUUGUGAGGUCCCCGGCCUCGUCCCAUUGCUCGAGCUUCCUGUGCCCGUAAGCGGCAGGGGGAGAGAGAUUGGACGGGGAUCGCAGCGGCAAAGGAAGGUGGUGCUGCAGCGCCCGGGAGGGGGGGUGGUAGAGUCGGUCGAGGCAAGGAAUCGACGAUGGCUGUCGCACGGUUGGCUGGCUCUGAUGUGAUCGGACGGCGAGCCCUCGAUCUCAGGGCGACAGGCAUAGCCGACCUAGGGAGAGCGGAAGACGUUCCGUCCCGACCUCGACAGUCUGGGCAGGAACGGUGUAUAGUCUCUCGGAGUGUACCGUCGGCCUUAGUGCCUGAUUGUCCCACGUGGCGCGAGAAGCCUGUCGACGGCAAGGUCGACCGGGUUUCUCGGAUCUUCUUUCUUCGGAAUGGGGCUGAAGAACGAGAACCUGCGAGUGCUUCCCUCUCUUCCUCCUACCGCUCCUCCUCCUCCUCCUCCUCCUCGUCCCGACGAUCGUUGUCUCUUCAGCAACCGGUCUCCUGCCCAAGCUUUGCAGGAGAGCAGUUACCAGUUGGAGCAACUGCAGCGAUAUGCCAGAGGACUGGGGGUGCAUGCCAUAGCUCCUUGAUUGAACAGAAAUUUCACCCUCAGACAAGUCGCCGUCCUUGGCAGGGGCAGGCUCUCUCGUCGGGAAGUACUCGGUCUUGUCUCGACCGUUUGGAAGUGAAUGAGAAUACACUCAGGAGGGAUGAAAAGAGUAGCAGUAGCAGCAUGGAGGGAUGUGUUCUGCCUCCCCAUGGGCCAGCAGCAGAUGACUUGUUGGUGCCGAUUAAGGCGAAGAGAGAAGAGCAGGCCACGAUGAGCUUCGACCGACGCAGCUUGAUGGCUAUGGUGGUCUCCGGUGGUCUUGGAGUUCUCCUCGACACGAGUUUGGAUACGAUGACCGGCGGCACAGCUCUUGCCACACCCUUGGAGACGCCAUCGGGCAAUGGAAAGCGGAAACAUCUGCCUCUUGAGGAGAUCAAAUCGAUCAUUGAGUGUGAUAUCAAAGAGGGAAAGUACUUGUUGACCGGAGAUUUGACGAAGGAAGUUUACACAGACGACUGUCGUUUUGAGGAUCCAACCAACGUAACCAUAGGCGUCGAUCGUUAUGUACAAACGGUGAAAACCCUGUUUGACCCAGACUCGUCUAUCUUUGAGUUCCGGUCGAUUGCAGUGAGUGGCGAGAACACAAUCGAUGCAGCAUGGGUGUUGGGAGGAGUGUUGAAAUUCCCAUGGAGGCCACAUAUCUCACCAGUGAAUGGCGUUACUCGAUACACAAUCAACGAUGAUGGUUUGGUUGCCAUCCAUAGCGAGGUGUGGGAUGUAUCCCCUCUGAAAGCCCUCCUGGAGUCCUUCACUCCUUACUUCGGGAAGUGACGAGAAGCGAACGCAGGAGCUAAAACUAUCUUGUGGGGAGAGAGAGAGAGAGAGAGAGAGAGAGAGAGAGAGAGAGAGAGAGAGAGAGAGAGAGCAAAACCGAGACCACCUCCCACAUCCCUGCCAAUCAAGAGACUGGCCCUACUCCAAGAAAGAUGACCAAAGUUGUGCGUCUGUUGUUCACAAGCUCACCAGUUGCUUCCUACCAUGUACUCUUUUUCCUUCUUUUGUUUUUUCAUUUUCCCUUUUUAAGAUAAUUGACUGACUACU